This is a messenger RNA of Penicillium expansum, 2277 nucleotides long. RefSeq names its product Zinc finger, C2H2. The transcript has a single exon. Bases 1 to 2277 code for a protein of 758 amino acids. NCBI's taxonomy places the organism in Eukaryota, Fungi, Ascomycota, Eurotiomycetes, Eurotiales, Aspergillaceae. The record is from RefSeq and is a predicted model, not a curated record.
AUGGAAGGUCCCAAAGCCACUGAAUCACAGAAGGGGCAGGAGCAACAAGAAUGCAUCGCUGCUUCCAGUCCAUAUAGUCCACCGCAACUGACGCCCCAGACGGAGAAAAGUGAAGUGGCUGAUUUGAGACAAGCCUCUAGAAUAGCACAUGAUUCUGAUUGCCUUGAUUCAUUUCAAUCAAGACUUCAGCAGCUUCAGGAUACACUCGAUACUCCUAUGUCAAGAUGGACCCGUGAAGCAGAUUUAAGUGAAGACAUUGAUCACCACUAUGUACCACUUGGUCGGCCUGAUUCCUUAGCGGAGGGGACUGUCCCUGAAAAUAAAUCUGAGAGAAAGGGGAACGCUUUUCAAGGCGCAUCCUCAAUCACUGAACCAAUUUUCGACGACCAAGCGGCCUCUCCAGAAACGCCAGUUGGGAAGCACGAGCAUCCCGUAAUAACAACGACGACAGCCCCAGCCGCGGGUACCUCUACCAUAAAUAUCUCGUCAGUCGUGGUUCACUGUCUCAAGGAUUUGAGUCGGCUUGUUUCCGAAGACUUGUCAUCUUUCGCGUCGGAAGUCCCGCCAGCACUGUGGAAAGAUGAGCUGGGACGUUUGCGGGUUUGGGCCGCCAAUAUUGGGGCACACCAGACCGGUCAAUCGUCGCUAGAUCAUCGACUACGGGAUGCAUCGCACAUUAAAGAGCAGACACUUCGUGUCCUUCAACGUCUACAACGAACCACCAAAGAUAUCAAUGAUGUUUUACACCACUCACCCGAGGACGACGAUUUCUCGGAUCUAAGCGGGGACGAAGAUCAAGACGAUCAUCAAACAGAAAUGCAGUCCAUUUAUCAUGCUCUGCGAGACACUAUCAACAACCUGUUCCAAAUGUCAAUGGUCAUCCGACAACCAGCUCAACAUGAUCGCCUUCUUGGCACCAAAAGAUCCGAUGCCGUCUUUUAUGAGCAGUUUGACGAGCAACAUGUCUCAGCGAAAUACCCGCAAGCGGGAGAAGGUAUUUGGAAACGUCUUGGGCUGGCAAUAUCACAACGUCGAGCCGUUAUGCGGUAUCGUGAACGUCAUCGCACCAAACUCGGCCAGGGUCUUCGCCAGGUUAUUGAAGAUCAGACAGACGGGCAAUCAGCCAUAUUGUCAGAAACAGUCGCAACUGAGUUCGUGGAAGUCCCACCAGCGGCGAAAGACAACCUAGAAUUGUUAACUGUCACCUCACAAACAUCUUAUGCUCCAACUAUAUUGAACGGGACGGGAGUUACGGUUCUCCCUUCUCCCCCAAAAGACUCAGCCGAUGGAGCUCCAUUUGAAUGUCCCUAUUGUUUUGUAAUCAUCACCAUCACGAACCGGAGGGCCUGGGCUCGUCAUGUCUUUAAUGACUUGAUGCCAUAUCUGUGUAUCUUCCCUAACUGUCCGACACCUCAUCGGAUGUAUGAAAGCCGCCGGGAAUGGUUUUCUCAUUUGCAGAGCCAGCACUCCAUAUGUGAAAGCCCAGGUGUGCAUGUGGACUGUCAGCUCUGUCUAUCUUCGCUUCCAUCUGGUAAGCAGCUUGAAAGACACGUGGGUCGGCAUCUAGAAGAGCUAGCGCUAUUUGCGCUGCCGCGAUCUGAAGAAGACGACGACGAAGCUGCAAUUGCUUCUGAUGAGGAUUCUGAUGAAUCGUACGAUCCGGUCAAUGAGGGGCGAUGUCCCCAAUGUGAUUUGGUCUUCCCCGACCUACGAGCUCACGCCAUGACGCACAACCAAACCGAGCGGCCAGAAAAGUGCCCGGUCGUAAAGUGCGACUAUCACACCAAGGGAUUCGCUCGCAAAUAUGAUAUGAAUCGCCACGCGCUAACCCACUACAAGGGCGUCAUGGUAUGUCACUUCUGUCCAGGCGCUGGGGCAUCAGAAGAAAAGAGCUUCAAUCGAGUCGAUGUGUUCAAACGUCACCUUGUCGCCGUCCAUGGGGCGAAGCAGCUUCAACCAAACCAGCUUCAUCAAGAUCUGAAUUCCUCCAUGGAGAUAAGUAUGAACUACACCAGCGGUUCCAAUGGAAAUUGCUCUGUCUGCAAUAAAACCUACAGGGAUGCCCAGGGCUUCUUCGGGCACCUUGACAACUGUGUAAUGCUCAAGGUGAUACAAGGAUCCUCUGAGCCUGUCAAUCACACGCGCCUCCCUGAGGUGAUUGAUGAUGAAGGAAUGGUUGAUCAUGACCCCCAGAGCAGCCCACCGAUGUCUCGUGUGCAAUUGAAUAAUCACCAGGGAGAUCGCGUAUUAAUGUCAUAUCUCGCGCCCAAUUCGUGA